AUGAACACCUUCCUGCUCUCUGCACUGUGCCUCCUUGGGGCCUGGGCCGCCCUAGCAGGGGGAGUCACCAUGAAGGAUGGAGAGUUCUCCUUUUCUCUGGAGUCAGUGAAGAAGCUCAAGGACCUCCAGCAGCUCCAGGAGCCUAGGAGGUCUAGAAAUACUGGUGGAUCCCUCGUUCCCAUCCUCUGUAGCUCCCUGAGGUUUCCCGAAGAACUCAAGCCUCUCUGCAAGGAGCCCAAUGCCCAGGAGAUCCUGGAGAGGCUAGAGGCCAUCGCCGAGGAUCCGAGCACGUGUGAGGUCUGUGCCUACGCUGCCUGUGCUGGAUGCUAGGACGGCGGGUGCUCGCUACCUUCUGUCCCUCCCUCGCAGGCCGCUCCCCCUCCUCGCAGCUCCACCUACCCAGAAUGGAGGAGUGACGAGAGGGCAGCCUGGGGAGGCCCAGCCCCUGCCCGCAUCCGAGCUGCCGGUACUUUCCAAGAUCCACCCCCACCGGCGGAUAA
Messenger RNA from Orcinus orca (killer whale), 500 nucleotides. It is a transcript of the gene GUCA2A, whose product is annotated as guanylate cyclase activator 2A. Gene Ontology annotation, molecular function: guanylate cyclase activator activity. The transcript is spliced from 3 exons. The coding region runs from base 1 to 330 and encodes 109 amino acids. Gene Ontology annotation, cellular component: extracellular region. Lineage: Eukaryota; Metazoa; Chordata; Mammalia; Artiodactyla; Delphinidae. The record is from RefSeq and is a predicted model, not a curated record.